Messenger RNA from Plasmodium vivax (malaria parasite P. vivax), 1632 nucleotides. RefSeq names its product protein disulfide isomerase, putative. Gene Ontology annotation, biological process: response to endoplasmic reticulum stress; protein folding. Lineage: Eukaryota; Apicomplexa; Aconoidasida; Haemosporida; Plasmodiidae. Gene Ontology annotation, cellular component: endoplasmic reticulum. Gene Ontology annotation, molecular function: protein disulfide isomerase activity. The transcript is spliced from 4 exons. The record is from RefSeq and is a predicted model, not a curated record. Bases 1 to 1632 code for a protein of 543 amino acids.
AUGAAAAUAACCACGCUGCUACUAUACAUCCUAAUCAUACUCAACGCAUGUAGAACGAGCAACGAUGGAGAGAAGCAAAGCAAAAUAAUGUCCGUAGACAUGACCGACCUGGAGCAGAUACUAAAUGAUGACAAAAUUUUCACCUUCCUAAUUGUAUACACACACUGGUGCCAAAGAUCCAGUUCGCUCCUCGAAAAUGUGCAAACCAUUUCGAAUCUUCUAAAAUAUGAUAGCCAUGUGAAGAUAGCCAAAAUGAAUGCUGCUGUGAAUAGUGCCGUUAUUGAUAAGCUUUCCGUUUAUAGUUACCCUUCCCUUUUUAUGUUAAAAAAAAAUGAAAUGCAUAAAUACAAAGGAGUGAACAGCAUCAAAGGUAUAAUGCUGUGGAUAUAUGGAUUCCUUGACGAUAGUGUAUACUCAAUUGAAAAUAAAAAUAAAUUGGAUGUAUUCCUCCAAUUGGAUGAAUAUAACAACUCGAUUUUGUUCUUUAUUAACAGAAAGGAAAAGGACUCCCAUUUGCUCAAAGAGCUAAUCAACAUAUGUACCCUAACAGGGAACACCUUCUGUUUCGCUGUUACCAACCCGAGUAUCAUCUCAUAUUUUGAAAACCAAGUGAUGCGAGAGAAGUACCAUUUCAAUUUAGAAGAUUUACAAAGCAAAAACAUGUAUGGAAUUUUAUUCAAAAAUGAUGACUUCGAUCAGUACUUUUAUUUGAUUGACAAUAGUGUGAGCAUUUUAUACAAUCCGGGUUCCUCCGUUCAGGAAAAAAAACAGGAACUGACCAAAUGGAUACAAAAAAAAAUCGAAUCAUUGGUUAUUAAAUUCUCUGAGUAUUAUUUCCCCCUCUUUUUUUCAAACGAUACGGUCACUUUUUUUAUCCUAUAUGACGAUAUACAUGACCUGAACAAGUCAGACAUUAUUAAGUGCGCGAAGAAAUACCCCAAUAUCACCUUCUCCGUGUCGGGGAACAAGGAGGUGUAUGAGAAGAGGCUCCUCAACGAGCUGCUUAUCCAGCAGGUCAAAAAGCCCGUCAUGCGAAUCACCGAGUUUAAGAAUCACAUCUCCGUUCCGUACAAGUACCGGCCCCUCAGCGACGCCGUCGAGAUAAAUGAGCAGAGCAUCGACCAGUUCAUCCAGGACUACCUCAACGAAAAGAAGCACUUUUACCGAAAGAGCGAGAAAGCGCUGCCCGACGAGUUCAACCACGGAUACAUAAAAAUAAUAGUGGCCGACACCUACGAUGAAUACGUCUUUGACAGCACCAAGCACGUCGUGGUGCUCUACUACGCGCCCUGGUGCGGCCACUGCUAUAAAUUCGAGCCCGUGUAUAGGGAAAUCGGAAAGAGACUCAAGCUGUACGGAAAUAAGUUUAAGGACUACAACAACGACGUGGUCAUCGCCAAAAUAGACGCGGUCAACAACGAGAUAUACGACGUCCCCAUAGAGGGAUACCCCACCAUUUAUCUGUACACGAAAGAGAAUAAGAAGGCGCCCAUCAGGUACCGCGGCCCGAGGACCGUGGAAAGCAUCAUUUCGUGGAUUUGCGAAAAGACCAAUACCGAUAUAGACAUACAGAAAUUCCGUAACAUCAAUUUGGACGAUGAGCAACUUUUCGAAACAUAUGAGGAGCUGUGA